This is a messenger RNA of Papaver somniferum (opium poppy), 1514 nucleotides long. RefSeq lists its product as uncharacterized. The record is from RefSeq and is a predicted model, not a curated record. Lineage: Eukaryota; Viridiplantae; Streptophyta; Magnoliopsida; Ranunculales; Papaveraceae. Bases 96 to 1046 code for a protein of 316 amino acids. The transcript has 10 exons.
CAUCAUGCAAGUAAGAAGUUUAAUUCCUUCGAUAUAGAUCCCUCUCGAGUCCUGCCGGGCCAGGACCUGAACCCUCUCCCCUUGGCUUCUCAAUAAUGGCUAGAAAUCGGUGGAGUCAUGGAUAUACAGUGUCAUUGAUCUGGUUAUCUUCUUUCAUUCUCUUUUACUCAGGCUUUCAAAUGGCCAUUCAAAAUUCCUCUAAAAGAAUUCAAUUCAUGGAUUCAGUGAGUACUAAUUUGAAUUCGGAAAGGCGGUCAAGAUUGUAUGAUAAAAUGGAACAUGAUUUAGAAGAACAUGGAGCUGUUUUCCUACAGGGUGGGGAAACUUCUCAGUCACUGUCUCUUUCAGAUAUUUUUGCUGUAAAGGAUGGGAUUGUUAAACCUGUACUUAAGGCUGCGAAUCCUCCUGUUCGUGCAAAUGUUCUGUAUCUCAAUACCAAUUUCUCAAUUCCUAUCUCGCAGGCAGGCAGGCAGGCUGUAAAGGGUAUAUUUCAGCCCUACUUCGAUAGAGCAAUCUGGUUCCAGAACUCCAGCUUAUAUCACUUCAGUAUGUUUCACGCCUCGCAUCAUAUAGUUGCUGUCCCUGCUACAGAAGAUGAGAUUGAGGCUGAUGCCACUGCAGUUAAGGCUGUCACGGAGACUCUCUGCCCACUGAAAAUUGUACUGCACAGAGUGGUUUUGACUUCAACGGGAGUGCUUCUUGGUUGCUGGCAGGUAACAUCAGGGACGGAUCCUGUAUAUAUUCGCGAGAGGCUGAGAAAUGUUCUUCCGAAUGCACCUGAAAAGCAACUUUAUGAUCCUGCUAUGCUUCACACUUCAUUUGCUAGGCUUUUGGGGCACCCUAAACUUUCUGUGGAGGAGCUGCAUAAGCAACCUAAUCAACUCCAAUUCUUCCACGAGCUUGUCAUUCACCUAAACAACAAAAUACGUGGAUUCGAGGCUGAAGUGUCUGAGCUUUGGUAUGUAGAGGAAUUUGAUAUGCUGGCGCUUGCAUUGAAUGGAAGAAUAAAACCACGAAAGUUUCACCUAGGGUGUUCAAAUAAUUGAUACAUGUUUAAGAAAUGGGAAUGUCGGUGGAAGAAGUGAGAAAAAAAACCCGAAGUUCUGUGCAGACGUAUAGUUGGAGUUGUCAUAAUUUGAGAAAUCUAGCUUCAUUAUUACCUCUAUCAUUUGUAAUGCCAAUAGUCGUAUCAAGUUUUUCUCCAUUGAAAACAAUGAAGCUUGCGUCUCGUCUUCAGGUAACAAUCAAAAUCAUCAUCAUCAUUUUCCUGUCUGGAAGCCAGCCUCCUCCUUUUGAGCAUAUGUAAAUGGGAGCAUUAUCUAAAAAAAAUCCUUUGUAAAAGUACCCACAGGGUGACGAGUAGAUAUCAAAUUUUACCGACACUUAGCCAGUUAUUUCUUGACUCUGGAGCUUGAGUUGUAGUAAUGUUUUUAUGUAAACCAAAAACUGACCGGAAAACUUAAACAGGUGUUUUUGAAAAUCCUGAAAUGAAUAUAUAUUUUUAUUUCCCUAUA